This is a messenger RNA of Alternaria arborescens, 429 nucleotides long. RefSeq lists its product as hypothetical. Gene Ontology annotation, molecular function: phosphatidylinositol-3-phosphate binding. Lineage: Eukaryota; Fungi; Ascomycota; Dothideomycetes; Pleosporales; Pleosporaceae. The coding region runs from base 1 to 429 and encodes 142 amino acids. The record is from RefSeq and is a predicted model, not a curated record. The transcript has 4 exons. Gene Ontology annotation, cellular component: early endosome membrane; retromer complex. Gene Ontology annotation, biological process: endocytic recycling; late endosome to Golgi transport.
AUGCAGUCGCUCCCCGAUGCGCGAUCGCAAAGCUUCGAGGAGCUCUACGGCCCUCCCGAGAACUUUCUGGAGAUCGAGGUCAGAAACCCAAUGACACACGGCGUUGGCCGUGGCAUGUACACAACCUACGAAAUCGUAAUGCGAACCAACAUCCCCGCCUUCAAGCUCAAGUCGUCGACGGUGCGCCGCCGCUACAGUGAGUUUGAGGCUUUCCGCGAUAUCCUCGAGCGCGAGUCGGCGCGCGUCACAAUACCACCGCUGCCGGGCAAGGUCCUCACCAACCGCUUCUCCGACGAUGUGAUUGAGCACCGGCGCGAAGGCCUACAGCGCUUCCUCCAGAUUGUCGUGGGCCACCCGCUGCUGCAGACGGGCAGCAAGGUCUUGGCCGCAUUCGUACAGGAUCCCAACUGGGACAGACACGCAUGGUAG